AUCCCUUCUCUCUCUCCCCCUCCUCCCUGUCUCCCUCUCUCGCCCCCAGAAAACCCUAAAGCUUGCGCCUUUCCCCUCUCCCCACCCCCAAAAUUCCGGCCGCAGCCGCCGCCGCGUCGACCGGGAGCCGCCUCGUCCGCCCCGUCCUCGCCGCGAUCUGGUCGCCGGCGGUCGCGACGCCUUCUGCCGUGCAACAUCGGGGAUGUGUGAGGUGCUUCGUUUUGUUCCAACAUCACAGGACUGACGUGACAAAGUUGUAGCAAUGGAAACUGCUGCUCAGACUCAUGGAACUGAAGCAAUGGAGGAACCAAGGCUUCUAUCUACAGUGGCUGAACCUGAUGGCAGACCAGCAGAGCUCGAGUGUGACCAUUUCUCCAUGAGGGGGUAUGUUGCUCUGCAUCAGAAGAAGGAUCCAAAACUGUGCUCUCUACGGAUAUUCUGUAACCAACAACAAUAUGAUGAACACAAUAACAACUCGUCCCCACUUUUGGUGGCAAAGUAUCAACGAUGGAAUUGCUCAAAUUGCUUGGACAGAGUGAAAAAUUCAGGUCACAGAACUACAUCUGAAACUGUUCCUAUGCAGCAGGAUGGAACUAAUGAUGAUUGUUCCAUUUCAAUUAUUCGGACUUUGCCUUAUAGUGUUGGUUCCAGAAGACUGUUUUCUUGCACAAGACAAUCAUCUCAAGGGAAUGAUGCUGAUCAAUCAAAUGUUUCAAAGAGUGUCCAGGAAUGCAACUCGAAAUGCAGUUCUCCUUCUGACAACAAAGCAGUUACUGCAGUGAAUGUUCCAGCCACAUCCGCUGAAAAUAAUGUUCCAGACACAUUCGUCGAAAAAAGUAUUCCAGACACAAAAGAUUUGCAGGGCUCCCCCAAUAAUCUUGUUGUACAGGAAGAUAUCUUGAAUGAUGUCUCUAUGGAUAUUACUGAUUUGCCUGAUGAUCCUCAGAUGAUAUCAAGCAAAGAAGGAAAUGGCACACAGAUUCCAUGCAGUCCGAAACCGUGUGAAGUGCCAACUGAAGAUGAAAACAGAACAGUUCAAGAUGUUCCGGAUGUUGACUGCAAUGAGUCCAGUGUUCAUGAACCAGUAUCUGGUCACAAAGGUUCUAAGAGCAGCUCUGGGCAGAAAAGCAACCAAGUCCGCAACCAGGGUCCACGAAGAGCAGCUCCUAAAAGAAAUGUUGGAUCUGAUGGUAAGAAGAAAAAGAGCAAAUCCACUGACUUGGCUGAUAUUUCAGAUCUCAAAUUUUCUCAGAGAAAGCCAAAAAAGACAAGGCUAAUAUCUGAAAUCAUAAACACAAAGACAGAGAGUUCUGCAGAUGACACUGAAGCUGACCAUGCAAAAACUGGUGAUAUCUGUGAGAGUGAUAAAAGCAAAAUGCCACUUGAGGCUGGAAAGGAUAAUGACACUCCUGUUAGCAAUCAGAAAGUGUGUGAAAUCCAAUCAACAGCGGUCAAAAACAAGGCAGAACUCAGAGGAUUAGAAAAUGUUGAUGAUGGAUCUUCUCUUAUGAACUGGCUGAAAAAAACUCAUAAGAAAGUUAGAACAGAGAAAAGGGACUCAGCACACAAGAAUUUUGGUUCUUCUGCUGUUUCCAACUCUAAUCCAGAUAUGCCUGCUUCCAGUGACAUGUGCCAUGAUUCUAUACCGUCAGUUGGGGACCUGGGUCAGGAAAAUGUGCUAUCUACUACCAGUGCCAAGCAUAGGAAUGAAAACACACAGAAUAAGAACAUGGAGCAAAAUAUGCAGAAGGCAGAUGACCUGUGCCGAAAUGAAUCAGAGAAAUUGAAACGGAGGUUUUUGUCAAACGGGAAAUCACCGAUUUUGCUAAAGAGGAAAGUACUUUCACCUGCCAUUUCCUGUGACAAGAACACUGAGAACAGUACUAUAAAGAGAAGCAUGCUCAGGACAGAUGAUUUGUGUCAAGUGGAAUCUGAAGGCACUGUGCAGAGAUGUCUUGCAAAGGUUUCUCUGGGUAAGGGUAAGAUCCAGAAUGUGUCUGGUCUUCACAAGCAGAAUAUACCCAAGAAUAAGAAGAAACGCAGGCUGGAGGUGCAUGAGAAACAAACUGUGAUAGAUGACAUCCCCAUGGACAUUGUUGAACUUCUUGCCAGAAAUCAGCAUGAGAGACAGCUCAUGACUGAUACUGAUUCUACUCUACCCAAGAUAGCUGCAGUUGAUUGUGCUGAAAUUGCUGACAAGUAUGGUCCCACUGAUGCAUCAACGGUGCUUGACACUAAUUUCCAGAAGUCUUUGGCAUCAGAAAGUAAGCAGAAAUCUUUACAGGGUCGUGCAUCAUCCAGCACAGAGGCUGCCAAUGUGCUUCUGCAGGAUUUACAUAGGCAGAAGUCAUCACAGUGUCAUGCAGCAUCCAGCACGGAGAUUCCCAACAGUCACCGUCCGGAAUUGCAUAUGCAGAAUUCGUUACAGGUUCAUGCAUUGCCCAUCACAGGGUCUUUCAAUGUGUACCCUCCAGAGCUACGUAUGCCUGACAUUUUGGAGUGUACCCAGGAACAACAGACAGAUAUCUGCAGGGAUGAAGAAGUCACCAUUGCGUGUACCUCACCAAUAUUUUCACAUCAUCAACAUAUUGCUGAAGUACCCACUCAGAGCUGGAGCAAGAAGGGGGAAAAGAAGUUAAUGUGGGAUUCUUUCAAGACAGCUUCAAGGAAUUCACCGACAUCAACAUAUGGUUUUCAAUUCAGAAAUAGAAUUCGAGAAGUUGAUUCAACUCCAAUUCCUGCUUAUGGAGCUUCUAAUGACUAUGCAACUCAUCAGCCAGUAAUUGCAGCUGUAGACCAGUACACAAAGGAAGCAGUUAACCAGGUCCAGCCGAGAAGUGCUCCAAGCACAUCAUUAACCAUGGAGGUUGGUAGGCCGUAUGAUCACAGAAUUGCUGGACACUCGGGCCUUUACCCAAAGGAGCCUAUGCCUGCAACACAUCUCCUGAGACUGAUGGAUUCAUCAACCUCACAAGGCUUCACAAACUAUCAAAGAGCUAACAGGCGCCAGAUAGAACUCAGAACACAAAAUCUCAGUUCACAGUAUGCGCAGCAUAAUCACUACAAUGCAUCACCCAGCACAUCACAUGGAAGUCACCUAACUGAAAAGGUUCCGCUGACGCUGCAAGACUUGGCACGGCAUCAGGUGGAGAAAAAUUUGCACAGACCCUUGCGUCCUCACCCUCGAGUUGGCGUGCUUGGUUCGUUGCUGCAGCAGGACAUUGCAAACUGGUCUGAGAGCUGUGGAACACAGUCUGGGCACAGACUAGGUGUGUCUAAAGGGACAACAUCAUUUGAUAUGAACAGAACAGGAAACUAUGAGACCUUGAGCUCAGGAAUGUUCUCAGCGGGAUGGAAUGCCCUGCAAUUGGGUUCUGGUACCUCUGCUGCUAAUCCAGAACAUCCAUUGCCAAGGUAUGGUGUAUCUCAACCUUGGGCUGGUGGCACUGGGAAGACACCGCUGGAUAAGCUCGUGAGGAAGGAUAUCUGUCAGACUAACAGGAACCCAGCUGAUUUUACUGUGAUUAGCGACAAGAAUGAGUAUAUGAUAAACCUUUGAGGCUAGAUAGAGGAGUGUGGAUAGCUCAAGAACAUUUAGUUUCAUACAUUUGACCAUGUCAGUGUCAAGCAAAUCAUCAUUGGUAGAGGAAGGCUUCGCCGAAUCUUUUGCAAGAUAUGGAUGCGCUGCUUACUGGAUGGAGAGCCAACAGUCACCAUUGUCAGGUGAUGGCUCCAGUGUAUGUUUGUGAAGGUAGUAGGCGAAGAGCUGAUAUAUCGGGUCGCUGUGGGAAACCCCAAUAAACUUGUUUUGUUCUGUACAAGAGGAACAUGAAAGGUUGUGGCCAUAGAAUGUUUGUGCCUGUUCUGUAAGUAACAUAGUGGGGUUGUACUUGUACACCGUUAAAUUGUUGCUGUGGUUGUGCGAUGUUUAAGGUGGGUGAACUGGUUGUGGCUGUGACUUAGUGUUGUAAAGCAUCAAAUUGCUGUGGUAAAAGCCUUAUAACGGAGGAAUGGCCGAACAUUGGAUAUGUUGAUGUUCUACA
This is a messenger RNA of Setaria italica (foxtail millet), 4043 nucleotides long. RefSeq lists its product as uncharacterized. The record is from RefSeq and is a predicted model, not a curated record. Gene Ontology annotation, biological process: shoot system development; negative regulation of DNA-templated transcription; negative regulation of flower development. The coding region runs from base 263 to 3559 and encodes 1098 amino acids. NCBI's taxonomy places the organism in Eukaryota, Viridiplantae, Streptophyta, Magnoliopsida, Poales, Poaceae. The transcript has 6 exons.